AUGUCUCGAAUUGUAAACCAGUCAUCUACCGAUGAGAAUAUUGCAGUGUUCUUGCAAUAUGGUUUAUCAGAAGAUUCAGACCUGACGGUUAAUGAUGAGGUUAUUGCUCGGGAAAUUCAACUACAAUAUCAAAAUGAUUCGACAUGUGAUGAUGCUUCUAUUGCUUUGGAGAUUCAGCAACAAGAAGAAAUCAAUUGUUAUUUGUUUUCAGGUAAUCUACAUACCUAUCUAAGCGAUGAUGAAAAACUUGCUAGAUAUUUGCAGCAACAAGAUGAAUUAAUUCUUACGACUUUGUUCUACCUUAUGAUUAUAUAUUUGUUUCAAUCUACAGUGAACAAUUCAUACAUACCUGAACGUGAUGCUCCCUCGACUAGUAGAACAAUUAUUGAAGACGACGAUCACUUCUCGGGGCAUCAUACACAUACUCGUACCCUGUCAAAUAGCCCAUCAAUUAGUGCCCUUAAUCUUUCUACGAAUGAGAACAUUGAUACCGAAAAUAUGACGUAUGAGGAAUUGAAUGAGUUAGAAGACUCCAUGGGAGAUGUAGAUAGAGGUUUAUCGCAAAGCAGGAUUUCCAAAUUAUCGACUCAUAAAUAUGGUGAGGAAACCAAAACUUGGUGGUGGCAAACUAAGAAAAAUAAGUUCACCACAACUCAGUGUUCGAUAUGUCUAGUCAACUAUGUGAUGGGUGAUCAAUUAACAACAUUGCCAUGCAAACAUAUAUACCACCAGGAUUGCAUUUCUCAAUGGUUGAAAAAAGACAAG
Messenger RNA from Eruca vesicaria subsp. sativa (arugula), 765 nucleotides. The record is from the annotation of a GenBank genome assembly. Lineage: Eukaryota; Viridiplantae; Streptophyta; Magnoliopsida; Brassicales; Brassicaceae.